Molecule: messenger RNA, 1276 nt
Organism: Cuscuta campestris
Lineage: Eukaryota; Viridiplantae; Streptophyta; Magnoliopsida; Solanales; Convolvulaceae
Source: the annotation of a GenBank genome assembly
CACACCAUCCAAUACACUUCUUUAAUCCAUUUUAUCUUGUAAUUUGUAUAUUAAAAAAUUAUAGAAAUUAUAUAUUAAUAAUCUAUAUGUUAAGACAAAUCAAACAAGAUCACACAUGACUAUAUUUAGGCUUACACAUUAAGAGAAUUUGAUCACUCAAACGAUAUGCUCAGCUCCUUUAUUCUCGACACGGCUGCCAUCAAUCUUGCCGAUCCCGCCACCACGGCAACCCAGCUGGUUGUGCCGGCCUCCCAGACUACCCAGUCAGCCACGCUUGCUGGUUCGGAUUCCCAGGCAGCGGAUACCACGGCAGGCAGUCCCCCUCCAGAUACAGUUUCCGUUCCUUCCUUUUGUCCUCAACGGCAACGUCGUCCGCCAUCUCACCUUAGUGACUACUUUGUCAAUUCCGUUCAAUCCAAUGCGUCGUUGUCUGCCUCUCCCACCUGGUCUUCGGCUUCAACCGGUCGCCGCCGUACAAUUGGAGCAGCCGCCGGCGUCGCCGCUCAUCGCCGCCGCCAGUCGCUGCCCAACGUCGCCCUUCCCCAGCCUCGCCGCAGCCAAUCGCCGCUGCCUGGCGUAGCGCAAGCCAGAGUCGCCGCCGCCAGUCGCCUUCCCCAGCCGGUCGUCGUCGUCCAGUUGGAGCCGUCGUCGCCUUCCCCAGCCUCGCCGCCAUCAUCGCCGACUGGUGCAGCGCCGCCAAACUGGCCAUCGCUCGGGCGGGCUCAAGGCCUGGUCAGUGAGGUUAAGACGUGCGCACGAGGGUCUGCGAUCUUGGGUUUGAGGCCAUCGCCCGAGGGAUCUUACCUCCACCGAAUUGAGGCCAUCUUCGGUAUUACGGAUUGAGGCUAUCUCCGUCAUAGGAAAUAAAUGUUAAGUGGUUUGACUUCGGUGAAAGUCUAAAUUGGUUUGACCGGUGGUCAAAGAGUUCAUGAGAAAACCGUAACACCUAAAUCGUUUUGAAAAGAAAGAAAAUAAGUUGACUGUUGGUCAACCGUCUAAAGAACCGAAUGUAAAGUUGAUUUGAUUUUUACUAAAAGGAUAAACAUAUGCACGAUCUUAAUUGUUGAAUUAUUAUAUUUAUUCUUGUGCUACAAUGGAGUACCACUCAGCGUCAAUGCUGAGCGGAUAGCGUUGUUUUCCUUUUUGCUGUCCGUAGGUGAACAGACAGAUGAACCUAGAGCCGAUCCCAGAGGGCAUUGAGGAGGAGAUGUACGAUGGCGUGGCUGUCUCUUUAAUCUGUUGAUAAUGCUUUAUUUAAUUAACUUUAAUGCUUAUU